Molecule: messenger RNA, 717 nt
Organism: Trypanosoma brucei brucei TREU927
Lineage: Eukaryota; Euglenozoa; Kinetoplastea; Trypanosomatida; Trypanosomatidae
Exons: 1
Coding region: 1-717 (238 amino acids)
Source: RefSeq, a predicted model, not a curated record
AUGCUUCUACAGUGUGGUUCUUGUAGUCAACGAAUCGCAUGUUGUCCAGGGUGUGGUGGCAGGUGCUUCACCUUCACAGAUGGGCGUGUCGCACCAAUUACGGGAGUUGCACCCAUCACUGCCACAAGUGUUUCCGUAGCGGUAACCGAAUCGCCCACACCGACAACAGCUUUUGAACUUUUCUGUCAAGAUACCGCAGUACAAGAAGAAGCAUUAGCGGCUAAUCGCAUUGAGGGAGAAACUGACAUCACGUGGGCUGCAGGCGGAAGAAAGCGGGUCCUUGCUGAGAUGUGGCUUUCAGCAGACACGCCGGUCCGCCGUCGAUAUGAAGAGGCCGCCAGGGAAGGUAGAAAAGGGGUUGACCUUCAGGCUGCUAGUGGUGGGGAUUUGAGUAUAGCUCGCCAAAAGCACGCUGGUAACCCUACGCAGGUGAACAACAGUAACCAUUCAUCUAGCAGUGGUUCUUCAAAAGGGAAAAUUCAACCCCCCGGUGCCCCGGUGGGCGCAGUCCCUGACGGGAAAGCAAAUAAAGCAUCUAAAAAGUCCAAACAACGCGCAAAUACCCCAACUGCAUAUCAGCUAUUUUGUAAGCGGAAUAAUGAACUACACAAAAGUAACAGAGCCGCCGUUUUUAAUGCUUGGAAGGCAAUGGGCGCUGCGGAGAAGGAACCGUUCGACAUUGAGGCGGCACAGCUUCGCGUGUCGCUGCAGAAAUGA